CAAGAGACGCUGGGGAGAGAGCAGGGAUCGCGAGCCCGGCGGAUGCGGCAGCGGCGGAAGGCGGCUGGGGAGACGCUACUCCAACUGUUGAAUUGAAUUUUCACCUUUCCUUUCAUCCGCUGCUUUGCUUGCGGAGAUGGAUUUAUUUGCUUUGAAAUCCGCAUAUCUUUCUCAGACUGUGGGGUGAUCCCGGCAGACACCAGACUGAAAGAGACCACCCGUGACAGAAAAGGAGGAAUUUAAAAAAAAAAAAAAACCUCCACAACAGACUGCACAAUUAACUGUACACAUCGAUGUUGGACUUUGUGAAUAGAAAAAAUUGAGAGGAAAAUCUUGAACUAUGAUGCGAGGCUAAGCUGGGAACAAUUACUGGAAACCUGAUUUUGUUUUUCCUUUUCCAAGACUCUGAAAAAUUUCGGGGUACCUCUCGCCUAACCAAGAGGAAAGGUUUAAAAAAAAUAAACAAAAUAAAUAAACCAGUACACCUAGCAAAGCAGACGCCUUGUUUUCCAGAACCUCGGACUCCGGCAGAAAGAGGUAGAGUAAAAGUGCUGCUAGAUUCAGCUUCACCUUCCUCCCUCCAUCCCUUUCUCUUGCAUUUUCUUUUUCCCCAAAAACAUGAAUCUGGUUUUUCUUUCUAUAGACUGAGUCAGAGAAAGCGUUAGGAAGAAGCCGCAACUAAUGUCUGUGAAGGGAGGACCAUGAGGCGAGAGUGAAUACGAUUCGUUCCGCUGCUUCUGACUCAUCCGGCAGAUCGGAACACCUGCAUUUCUGGAUGUGUCAUUCCCGUAUGUCGAGGCGCCUCCAGAACCCGAAAUAAUGUGUAGACAGACCUGUGUCUAACAUCCCUUCGGAGGGAGCUCCCCGGGGUAGGCGCCCCUGGCUGGACCGCCGCGGCCGCAGCUCUGCACCCCCUGCCCUCCCUGAGUCGCCCAGAAAAACUGAAAGAGAGACUGCAGAAUGCAUCACGCCAAACCUUGAUGUGUUGCUUUCAUCCAGCCCACUCCUCCUACUAUAAGAGAAAAUUGAAGGAAAAAAAAACACGUACUUUAUUUGCUUCAAAUAUUCAUCACUUUUAUUCCUCGCCAAGGUUUUCUUUUCUAGAUGAAGAGGACUGGGAGGCAGGGCUAUUGGAAGGAGAUGCUGAAUAGAAAGAAAAGAGAGGCACUUGACAGCCCAGCCCUGUGAAUGCAGAGACUGUUUCCCUUCUAGCGAGAGACAGGGAGAGUGUGUGUGCAAGGACUGGGAGGGAGGCUCCCCCUUCCUUUUUAUUCGGCCUCCCCCCUCCCCCUUUAAAUCUGCACGUCCAACCAUGAGUUGCCUGUUGAUUUCCCUUCGCCUGGGAAGAAAAGCAAACUGGAAUUAAACUGCUUGGAGAGAAGUCCUUGCUCGCGGGGAGAGGAUGGGAUGGUAGCGGAGGCUACUGGCUUGGCGUAGAGAAAUCAGAGAGUGUGUUCUACGAACAGAGGCGAAGAUUUAUCUCUCUAUUUCCCCCCUCCCAAUAGACUCACACAGCAAAUGCUGAUCAGGCUGUGGCUUUCUUGAUUUCGGGGGAGAGCCUUUUCCGAGGAAGAGAGGGAGGAGCCUGGUGGGGAGAGGAAACUACAAAUCGGGACACUAGUUCUUUACGCUGCAUUUCCUCCCCUCCCUUUGGCUGCUCGGAAAGGAGAGAGAGGAAAAAAAAAUACGCUUGGCUGGGAGAUGCAGUCCGCCGCCGCCGCUGCCUCAGCCAGCAAUGCAAGAUUAGAUCUCUAAAUGCAGCAAAACACUGCCUGAAAACAGACCGGCCCGCGCAGCAAGCAGACAUUUCACGGUGCGCUGGGGAAGCUUCAAAAUAUAUCUGUGACUCUGUCUUCGUUGCUCUUCAUCCCCAUCAAUUUCAUCACGGGAGGCGAGCAGCAAGUAAGAAUUUCACUUUCGGAUCUGCCUAGAGACACACCUCCCUGCUCCCUCCCCCACUCGAUGUGAAGAGUAUUCCGGAGUCUCCGGGCGGGAGUAGAUUUGCAGCACCCUAGCGGGAGCGAGGAAAACCUACUGAUUCUUUAGCUCAUUAUCAUCUCUCCCAGACGAGAUUUCCUUCUUAUCGCCUGCCUCAUCGCUCAAGUUUGAGCCUCCCGAAGUCCGGGCGGGAGAAACGAAACCCCUGGCUCACCCCCAGCCGCAGGAAGCCGCCGCCUUGCUCCAAGCCCCUGCAGCUCUGCUGCACCGCAGCUUCUCACCCAGUGCGGAUGCUGUAGAUCAACAGGUUCAGGGAACUUGAGCAGAAUAAGGAGAGACCACCGGGUGCCGCAGCUCGGGUGCAGAGGGUAAAAAGGACCCAUAGACUUGUGGCUCGCGUCGCGCGCGCACGCUGCGCCAGGGCCCCAGGCUGGCGCGCACUCCCUCUCUGGCUCCUCCAGUCCGAUUGCUCCUGCCCCCACCUUACAGGUCUGGGAUGUACCUUUCCAUCUGUUGCUGCUUUCUUCUAUGGGCCCCUGCCCUCACUCUCAAGAACCUCAACUACUCCGUGCCGGAGGAGCAAGGGGCCGGCACGGUGAUCGGGAACAUCGGCAGGGAUGCUCGACUGCAGCCUGGGCUUCCGCCGGCAGAGCGCGGCGGCGGAGGGCGCAGCAAGUCGGGUAGCUACCGGGUGCUGGAGAACUCCGCACCGCACCUGCUGGACGUGGACGCAGACAGCGGGCUCCUCUACACCAAGCAGCGCAUCGACCGCGAGUCCCUGUGCCGCCACAAUGCCAAGUGCCAGCUGUCCCUCGAGGUGUUCGCCAACGACAAGGAGAUCUGCAUGAUCAAGGUAGAGAUCCAGGACAUCAACGACAACGCGCCCUCCUUCUCCUCGGACCAGAUCGAAAUGGACAUCUCGGAGAACGCUGCUCCGGGCACCCGCUUCCCCCUCACCAGCGCACAUGACCCCGACGCCGGCGAGAAUGGGCUCCGCACCUACCUGCUCACGCGCGACGAUCAUGGCCUCUUUGGACUGGACGUGAAGUCCCGCGGCGACGGCACCAAGUUCCCAGAACUGGUCAUCCAGAAGGCUCUGGACCGCGAGCAACAGAAUCACCAUACGCUCGUGCUGACUGCCCUGGACGGUGGCGAGCCUCCACGUUCCGCCACCGUACAGAUCAACGUGAAGGUGAUUGACUCCAAUGACAACAGCCCGGUCUUCGAGGCGCCAUCCUACUUGGUGGAACUGCCCGAGAACGCUCCGCUGGGUACAGUGGUCAUCGAUCUGAACGCCACCGACGCCGAUGAAGGUCCCAAUGGUGAAGUGCUCUACUCUUUCAGCAGCUACGUGCCUGACCGCGUGCGGGAGCUCUUCUCCAUCGACCCCAAGACCGGCCUAAUCCGUGUGAAGGGCAAUCUGGACUAUGAGGAAAACGGGAUGCUGGAGAUUGACGUGCAGGCCCGAGACCUGGGGCCUAACCCUAUCCCAGCCCACUGCAAAGUCACGGUCAAGCUCAUCGACCGCAACGACAAUGCGCCGUCCAUCGGUUUCGUCUCCGUGCGCCAGGGGGCGCUGAGCGAGGCCGCCCCUCCCGGCACCGUCAUCGCCCUGGUGCGGGUCACUGACCGGGACUCUGGCAAGAACGGACAGCUGCAGUGUCGGGUCCUAGGCGGAGGAGGGACGGGCGGCGGCGGGGGCCUGGGUGGGCCCGGGGGUUCCGUCCCCUUCAAGCUUGAGGAGAACUACGACAACUUCUACACGGUGGUGACUGACCGCCCACUAGACCGCGAGACACAAGACGAGUACAACGUGACCAUCGUGGCGCGGGACGGGGGCUCUCCUCCCCUCAACUCCACCAAGUCGUUCGCGGUCAAGAUUCUAGACGAGAACGACAACCCGCCUCGGUUCACCAAAGGGCUCUACGUGCUUCAGGUGCACGAGAACAACAUCCCGGGAGAGUACCUGGGCUCUGUGCUCGCCCAGGAUCCCGACCUGGGCCAGAACGGCACCGUAUCCUACUCUAUCCUGCCCUCGCACAUCGGCGACGUGUCUAUCUACACCUAUGUGUCUGUGAAUCCCACGAACGGGGCCAUCUACGCCCUGCGUUCCUUUAACUUCGAGCAGACCAAGGCUUUUGAGUUCAAGGUGCUUGCUAAGGACUCGGGGGCGCCCGCGCACUUGGAGAGCAACGCCACGGUGAGGGUGACAGUGCUAGACGUGAAUGACAACGCGCCAGUGAUCGUGCUCCCCACGCUGCAGAACGACACCGCGGAGCUGCAGGUGCCGCGCAACGCUGGCCUGGGCUAUCUGGUGAGCACCGUGCGCGCCCUAGACAGCGACUUCGGCGAGAGCGGGCGUCUCACCUACGAGAUCGUGGACGGCAACGACGACCACCUGUUUGAGAUCGACCCGUCCAGCGGCGAGAUCCGCACGCUGCACCCCUUCUGGGAGGACGUGACGCCCGUGGUGGAGCUGGUGGUGAAGGUGACCGACCACGGCAAGCCCACCCUGUCCGCAGUGGCCAAGCUCAUCAUCCGCUCGGUGAGCGGAUCCCUUCCCGAGGGGGUACCACGGGUGAAUGGCGAGCAGCACCACUGGGACAUGUCGCUGCCGCUCAUCGUGACUCUGAGCACUAUCUCCAUCAUCCUCCUAGCGGCCAUGAUCACCAUCGCCGUCAAGUGCAAGCGCGAGAACAAGGAGAUCCGCACUUACAACUGCCGCAUCGCCGAGUACAGCCACCCGCAGCUGGGCGGGGGCAAGGGCAAGAAGAAGAAGAUCAACAAAAAUGAUAUCAUGCUGGUGCAGAGCGAAGUGGAGGAGAGGAACGCCAUGAACGUCAUGAACGUGGUGAGCAGCCCCUCCCUGGCCACCUCCCCCAUGUACUUCGACUACCAGACCCGCCUGCCCCUCAGCUCGCCCCGGUCGGAGGUGAUGUAUCUCAAACCGGCCUCCAACAACCUGACUGUCCCUCAGGGGCACGCGGGCUGCCACACCAGCUUCACCGGACAAGGGACUAAUGCAAGCGAGACCCCUGCCACUCGGAUGUCCAUAAUUCAGACAGACAAUUUUCCCGCAGAGCCCAAUUACAUGGGCAGCAGGCAGCAGUUUGUUCAAAGUAGCUCCACGUUUAAGGACCCAGAAAGAGCCAGCCUGAGAGACAGUGGGCACGGGGACAGUGAUCAGGCUGACAGUGACCAAGACACUAACAAAGGCUCCUGCUGUGACAUGUCUGUUAGGGAGGCACUCAAGAUGAAAACUACUUCAACUAAAAGCCAACCACUUGAACAAGCAUUCCCGACUUUGCUUUCCUUUGCUAUCCUCACCCUACACACCAUCACAAGUAGACUUCAGUCUGUUGAUCUGCUUCCUCCAGAACCAGAAGAGUGUGUUAAUUGCACAGAUGAAUGCCGAGUGCUUGGUCAUUCUGACAGGUGCUGGAUGCCACAGUUCCCUGCAGCCAAUCAGGCUGAAAAUGCAGAUUACCGCACAAAUCUCUUUGUACCUACAGUUGAAGCUAAUGUUGAGACUGAGACUUAUGAAACUGUGAAUCCCACUGGGAAAAAGACUUUUUGUACAUUUGGAAAAGACAAGCGAGAGCACACUAUUCUCAUUGCCAACGUUAAACCUUAUUUAAAAGCCAAACGUGCCCUGAGCCCUCUCCUCCAAGAGGUCCCCUCAGCAUCAAGCAGCCCAACCAAGGCGUGCAUCGAGCCUUGCACCUCAACAAAAGGCUCCCUGGAUGGCUGUGAAGCAAAACCAGGAGCCCUGGCUGAAGCAAGCAGUCAGUACUUGCCCACUGACAGUCAAUAUCUGUCACCUAGUAAGCAACCAAGAGACCCUCCAUUCAUGGCUUCCGAUCAGAUGGCAAGGGUCUUUGCAGAUGUGCAUUCCAGAGCCAGCCGGGAUUCCAGUGAAAUGGGUGCUGUUCUUGAGCAGCUUGACCACCCCAACAGGGAUCUGGGCAGAGAGUCUGUGGAUGCAGAGGAAGUUGUGAGAGAAAUUGAUAAGCUUUUGCAAGACUGCCGGGGAAACGACCCUGUGGCUGUGAGAAAGUGAAAAAAGAAAAAAAAAAAGGCAUUGGCAUUUUCUUGUCUCUUCUGUUGAUUUAAAAAUGAUCCCUCCUGGUGAUAACCCAUUUUACAGGGAUGAAGAAAGACCAAUGCUGCUUUAAGGCUUUUAGUGAACAUCUGAAGUGCCCACAAGUAUGUUCUUUCCACUGCUGAUUUCUUUUUCAGAGAUAACAAUGGUUUCGUUUUGACCAAACUUGUAUUAGGACAGAAUUAAUGAUGCUUAAAGAGAAAAGAAAAAAAAAGAGAAGAAAAAGGAGAGACGAAAAAGGAGGAUGAAGAGAAGAAUUACCUUUUGACAAUCUGUUAGGAAGGUAUGCAGUGUGAGAACUGAAGUAUUUCUGAUCACUCUCAGACUUGCUGACUUAACUGUUUACCUAUAAACCCCAUACAAAGCAGGGUCAUAAUUUGUGAUCUGUGGUGGAUUUCUAGCAGUCAUCACAGGCUUCUACUGAAAGUCCUGAAAAGACCUUGCAGUAGUCCAAGCUACACCAAACAUUAACACAUAUUUGUGGUAAACAUUUCUGUAUAAAGUUACCUGACACACAUAUAAACAUAAGGAACAUUCCAUAUCAUUAGUCAAAAACAAAAACAAAAAAAAAACCUUUGGUCAUUUGUAAGACAUCUCAUGUCAUAUAAAAGUUAAAUGUAAAAAGAUACAGUCCAUUUUGUCCUGCACACACGUAGACUAAUUCACGUCAUUAAAGAAGAAGCAAACUUAAAGAUUUAAAAUGUCUAUUUAGCAUUUUAGUGUCCAACAAAGAUUUAAACAAUGAUGAAUAUGUUUUAAAUUUGACAUAGAAAAGUUCUAAAAAAUAGUUACCAUUGAGUGGUAAGAUUCAGAGAAAAUUAACUUGAUUAAUAUGUUUUAUUCAUUUGUGGACACUAAAAUAGCUCAGGAAAGUGAAAAUGUCUUAGACAUACGCAAGUCACAUGACCAUUUAAAUGUGCAAAUGUAAGAAGAUUCAAUGUGUUUACAUCAAAUGACAUAUUUUAUUGAUUUAUUGCAGAUUCAGUGCAUAUGAGCCAAAUUGUUGAGUGUAUAAGAGCUAUAUUGUGUAUUUUAUUAAAUUAAUAUAUAGUUGUGUUGCAAAAAUAUUUGGGCUUAUAUUGUAAAUGGCAAGUGUUGCCUUGGUAGCUGUCGAACUCUAUGAGUUUUGUUUUUUCCUGCUUCCUUUUCCCCAUGGAGUGUGGGAAGCAGUGCCUCAGAGCAAAGUCUCUUGUUUAAUGUAUAGUCUACCAAGUACUACAGUACAUAAUCUGUUCAAAAUGUGUUUGAGUGAGCUGAUGGAGCUAACUGAAAGGUCAAAAAAUACAUCCAUCAGUCAUGGUUAUGUGCAAGUCCUUGUAGAAGCUUUUAUUAAAGUCAUGCUAAAUCACAAGAAUUGACAUUUGUACCAAUAUCUGAAACUUCUUCAUGUUUUUUCAAUAACAUACAGCUUCUGCCUAUGUAGAUAUUAUGCCAUCAGUUGGUUCUCAAACGUAUUUUAAGUGCUUCAGAUGUGUGUUCCCAUUAUAUUUUGAAAACAUGAAAAAUGCUUUAAUGCAUGUAUGUACCAGCAGUGGUUACUUGCAUUGUGUAGUGUUUUUCAAGAGGUCUGGGUCUUAACAAAAUGUUUUCCUUUAUCUCAGUGCUCUUCUGCCUCUUUUUGUUGGUGUCCUUUGAGAAUAAUACACCUUCUGUUCCUUCAUUUGGUUACACCUUUCCUUGUGACAUUUAGCGAGUUUCAAACUUACUUCCAUAUGAGGCUAAGAAACCUCAAAUUUCAGGAAUUGGGAAAAAUAAAAUUAGCACUUGCAGAAGUAGCAACAGAUGGGAAAAUGCCUUGAUUGACAUUUUCUUUCAGCAUUUAAAAUUUUUGGCAUUUUACAGCUUCAUGACAAACAGUUUUGUGCCCAUACCUUAGAAAAUGUGGUGCUGAGUUAAAUAAAGGCUGUUUGAGCACUGGAGCAGAAAAAUGCAUUAUUUGCAAACUGGUGGAGAAUUUUGUGCCUUCUCUUCUGGCCACCAAGCCAGUGUAGAAACAGCAAAAAUGUCAUAAAAAUUCUUAUAUUUAAAACAAAAACAAAAGCAAAAACAAACAUUGAAUUAAAUUAAGUUUUGUAAUUUUAAACUUUAAAAACUUCUACUGAAAAUAUUUCCGCCAAAUGCCAUCAAUAUUUUAGACUGUACCUCGUUUGCAAAACUGCUUUGAGAGGGAAGAGUGGACAACUCCCAUCAGCCUUAUUCUCUUGAGAACUAUAUUUUGGUUCCUAGUAACAGCCUUUCCAAAGCUCUACUCUUGGUUUUUAUUACUCAUAAAUGUUUAAAUUAGAAAAGAAGGGACCUUGUACAUGUGAAACCUAAUUGACGCUCUAUAUUUUGGACAAUUUAUGUAUCUGAAAUGUGUUGUCUCUGUUAUAUGAUGUUAUUUUUGCCAGGAGACUACAGGUUGAUUUAGCUUGAUAGCUGAAAUUUGAUGGAAAACUGAUUUCCAUUUAGUCUUACCAAGUGUUGCCUCUCUCUUACUAGAUAGAUAACCACUUAGUAAAAUCUAAAGCAGUAUGUAAAUGAAAUCAGCAAAGAGAGUAGGGUUUAUUUUAUAAACAUUCUUAAUGCUAAGUAACCAGUUGUUCAAUUUAUUAUAUGUGUCUGAGGACAUUAAAACACCAUAAGAUUGUAAUAAUUGGUUGUGCCAAUGUGUGAGGGAUUUACCUUUAGGCUCUCUGUCACCAGUGAUUUACUAGUGUUAGCUGUUUAACACAUUAUCUGUUUUAGUAGUGAUUAUUUAUUUACAAGUUGGUGGUAAUUCAGCAGUCAGGACUCCAAGCUUUUAUAGUUGAAUUGAGGAAAUCUCGCUUCUAUUCAUUUAGCUGGCAACUGCCUUUAUUGCAGAACUCUGGUGCUUGGCUUUCAAGGAAGCCUAUGAGAUGCCAAAAUCACACCUUUAGAGAGCACCUUGCUCUAAUAGGUGAUGCAUGAGCAAACAGUGAGAUUUGAAGGGGUUUUAACAUAAUUUAGAAUGUGAAAAAAAUAUCAAUUCAUAUCUUUCAAGUACUAACCCCUCAAAAAAAUCCCACACAUACAAAAUAUGUGAUGUGAUACCACUUUGUCUUUUAGGUCUUUAAGUAACUGAAGUUAAGCACAGAAAAAAAAAAUCACUUCAUGGAAAUUUCAGUAAGAAACCCAAACUUCUAAAAAUUGCUUGCAGAUGAGCUAAAAAAAAAAAAAAAAGCAACAAAAUAACCUUUUCAUCAGAGUUAAAAGUAGUGAGAAUCUGUUAGUUAUACCUAUACCAAAGUAAACAUUAAAGAGACAUAUCAUGCAAUUUCAAAGAAUUCUUUCAUGCUAUUUCUUAACCUGACAUUUCUAACUUUAUUGCAGGCAAUAUACAAAGAUUGGCUCACUACUCCAUAGGUUAAUUGAAUUCCUGGUUGAGAAACUAACUUGUUUUGUUUUCCAAAAUUAGCUGAAAUCUUGUAAAACAUGACUUCCCUUUAGGGAAGGAUCUAGAUAUUGCUCAAUUUAAAAUAUGGCACCAUAAAAAAGUCAUGUAGUAAUAGAGCAUAUGCUUUUUUAGAACCAGGUUAAAAGCUGUUUGUUAUCUAAUAGAGUAGAAGUUACUGAAGUCAACAGAUAGACAGGUCUGGCAUAAUAUAUGCCCAGUCAUAAUAGUCUAAUUAUAUUCUUUUGACAACAGACAGCAUUCAUCAGAGCACUAAUUCGAAUGAGAGUUUUGGCUAUCAAGAUGUGUUGAUUCUAAAUAUUAUUGAAUGAGACCUGAUUAAAGUCUGACUUUCCUGGCCCCAGUGUUUUGCAGGUUGGCUAUUUCCAUUAUCAGCCCAUCACUCCAUAAAGUUCUUAGCUGCACCAAGUGAUUGGUGAACAAGGACAACAACAAAAGCAGCAUACAUUGUAUGGAUUUAUCUCAACGCUAUUGUUUAAUGGCUGUGUUUAAUGUGAUCUAUCUGGAAAAUGAGGACUCCGAAUAAAAAGCUAUUACUAAUA
Messenger RNA from Pan troglodytes (chimpanzee), 9997 nucleotides. It is a transcript of the gene PCDH17, whose product is annotated as protocadherin 17. Gene Ontology annotation, cellular component: plasma membrane. Gene Ontology annotation, molecular function: calcium ion binding. The coding region runs from base 2435 to 5998 and encodes 1187 amino acids. NCBI's taxonomy places the organism in Eukaryota, Metazoa, Chordata, Mammalia, Primates, Hominidae. The record is from RefSeq and is a predicted model, not a curated record. The transcript has 5 exons. Gene Ontology annotation, biological process: homophilic cell-cell adhesion.